Molecule: messenger RNA, 1203 nt
Organism: Colletotrichum karsti
Lineage: Eukaryota; Fungi; Ascomycota; Sordariomycetes; Glomerellales; Glomerellaceae
Exons: 2
Coding region: 1-1203 (400 amino acids)
Source: RefSeq, a predicted model, not a curated record
AUGAACUUUCCCGCUCCUCAAGCAAGCGCCGUCAACUCCUCUCCCCUCAACCCCAACUCCAACUCGACCAACAACACCGCCGCGCAAAACGUCGGUCAGCAGCAGCAACAGCUCCAAUUCCCCCCCUCGCGGCUCCAAUACCACCACCCACAACAACAGCAACAGCAGCAGCAGCAGCAGCCGCAGCCACAACACCACUACGGCCCGCCUGCCCCGUCCUCCCCGAGCCCCCUCUCGCCCGCCCAGCAAGCACUCGCCCACGCCCAGUACCAGCAGCUCGUCCUCAUGAACGGAAUGAACGGCGGCAACAUGGCCGCGGGCGGCGGUAUCGGCGGCGGCGUGCCCACCCCGGCAGGCCAGCAGGCCGAGCUCAACUACAUCUACGGCAUGGUCGAGGAGCUCAGCCGGCAGCUCGCGGAGAACCGUCGCGUGACGGAAGACAUCGUGUCCGGCCUCGGCAGGGUGCGCAACCGCGCGAGGAACCAGGGAACGAACAACGACGAGCUGAUCCACAGCGCUGCUGACGACAUCCACGCCCAAGAACAGAACCUCGACACGUUGAUAUCCAUUCUCUCCGAGUCCCUCGAAAAGGCAAAGUACAGCCGCGACGCCAACGCCACCCUCCUCUCACAAUACGCGACCGUCCUGGCCGCGAUGCUCAAGCAGUUCCACGAGUACAAAGCCAAGCACGUCACGGACGUCGCCUCCUGGCACCGAUCGUACCGCUCCCAGCUCGCCGAGGCACGCGCGGAGAACAGCAGGCUGAGGGAGCAGAUCUGGGAGAUGCAGGAGCGCGCCGGCAAGGCCAACGAGCUGCUGCGCACGUUCCGCCGCAAGUACGACGAGGACGAGGCGAGGUGGGACCGCCGCGUGGAGGACGUCGCCGCGCGUCAGGAGCUGCGCUUCUGGAAGCGGAUGGCCAUGCCCGAGGUCGGCGACGAGGACCCCUGCUGGAGCGACGACGACGACCUGAUCGACUCUGCCGAGAAGGAACGCCUGAAGGAGCUGGAGGUGAGGGCUGCGCAAGAACAGCUCGCCGGCAGCCAGCAGAUGGGCGACGAGUACUCGCGGCCGCAGUCUCCCGAGAGCGCCAUGAUGGGCAGCGUACCGAUGCAGAGAGACUUGGGGGUUCCGAUGGGCAUGCCGGUGCCGCCGCCGCGGCCCUCCAGCGCGACUUCAAGCACCGGCUCCUCUGGCCAGUAA